Notodromas monacha is the source of this 727-nucleotide messenger RNA. The record is from the annotation of a GenBank genome assembly. NCBI's taxonomy places the organism in Eukaryota, Metazoa, Arthropoda, Ostracoda, Podocopida, Cyprididae.
UCUAAAUUUGCUUUUCACGCCUCUUUUUCCAGGAAUUUUCCAUUCCGAGGCAUCCUUCAGAGACAGGUUGAAGGAGAUGUGGUUUGACCCAUACUGUCGCAAUGCAUCAGCACUUUCAGCAGUCACCCGCCUUCAUGCUGAUGAACAAUGCACGGAGGGUUCAUCCGGAUUUGAGCAUGUUUUCAUCAUGGAGUACACGGACACGCUGUCUGCUGGCAUCCACGGCUGGGUGUUCUUCAACAUGGAAGAGCACCUGGGUGGCUUCAAUUACUACGGGUAUCUCGGGACCCAGGAAAUCCCAGGAAAGGGAGUCAUGCUUGAAAUCGUGUCCGAUUGGAAUGGACACCUGAAACCCAUCACUGGCUUCUUUUCCGGGGCCAGUCCAGAACUGGAGCUGGCACUAUUCUCGGCAUGCUUCAUCCUCCGCCCAGGCGAACUCGUCAACAUAACCCUUGCCGGAGAAUUUCUUCAACUUCAAACAGUCGUCGAGUCGUAUGACAACAAGGACCUGGUUCACACAGCGUAUUUCGUGUUGGAGAAAUGAAGGAACGCUCUAUGCGACUAUACUGUAUUCACUCCGCACAUACGAGUGAAUUGUACGCAACGUGUGCAGCACACAGUUGCAAAUCGGGGCCUAUAUACUACAGUACUGUUACACUAUUCCAAACUUUGGAAACUGCAGCUGCAUUCCGACAAAUAAAAGGAUGUGUGGAAUCACGAAAAAGAA